GAAUAGUUUGAAAAAAAAUCUAGGCCACACCUUUUGUUAGCUGCUUGAUUGGCCAAUCAAACUCUCUUAGUCUCCUGCUUAUAAUAACAAUAGAGGGGCAGGUUCAGGGCAAGUUUAACAUUUUUCAUGUGUUUUUUGGUCUUGGUUUCCUAAAGUUGUGUAGCUUUGCUAUGGCUGCUUUUCAGGUAUCAGAUGAAAUUUUGGCGUCUGUGGUGCCCAAUAUCGUGUAUUGGGUUUAUUCAUGGAUGUACAUUGCUUUAGGGUCUUGUGACAAUUAUAGAUUGCAUCCCAAGGAGGACGUGGAUGAGAAGAAUUUGGUGACCAAAGAGGCUGUCAUCAAAAACGUCCUUUGGCAACAAUUACGCCAGGUCAUCGCAUACCUCCUUUUGUAUAAGGUGACCAGAAAAGAUGACGAUUCCAUAGGGCAACCAUCUUCUUUUAUUGUUAUAGCUACACAAUUUGUCGUAGCUAUGGUGGUUUUGGAUACUUAUCAAUAUUUUCUUCAUAGACUUGUGCACCAAAACAAGUUUUUAUAUAAACACCUCCACUCCCAGCAUCAUCGGCUUGUUAUUCCUUACACAUACGGUGCUAUCUAUAAUCAUCCAAUCGAAGGAUUUUUCUUUGACAUAGUUGGUGGGAUCUUAGCCUACGUCGUCUCUGGCAUGUCCCCUCGAACUGCUAUCUUUUUCUACUGUUUUGCCACCAUAAAAAACGUGGAUGACCAUUGCGGGGUGUUGCUUCCUGGGAACCCUAUGCAGUUGCUUAAAAACAGUACUGCAUUUCAUGAUUUCCACCAUCAACAUUGUGGUGGAAAAUACAAUUUCUCUCAACCAUUCUUCGUCUUUUGGGAUAAAAUUUUGGGAACGUACAUGCCUCUUUCACUUGAGAAGAAAGCAGAAGGGGGCUUCGAAGCACGACCAGCUAAAGACAGCAAGGAGUAGUUAAUUACUGUCACUACUAUAUAAAUGGCGUGAAUAAGUGUGAUACUUAUGUUACUUUCGCUUGGGGUUUGGUUCUGUUUGAAUAAGUUUAUGUAUUAUAGUUUGUGGCUUGUGUUGUGGCCUAUGUAUUAUAGUUGUGGCUAGUGU
Molecule: messenger RNA, 1088 nt
Organism: Durio zibethinus
Lineage: Eukaryota; Viridiplantae; Streptophyta; Magnoliopsida; Malvales; Malvaceae
Product: sphinganine C4-monooxygenase 2-like
Biological process (GO): lipid biosynthetic process
Molecular function (GO): oxidoreductase activity; iron ion binding
Source: RefSeq, a predicted model, not a curated record